AUGGGCAACAGCUCUGUGACCGCCAACUUCAAAGCAGGCUUCUCACACCCGAUGUUGCCUGUUGUGUUAGAAAUGCAGCAAGCCAUCUAUUCAUUAUUUCUGGAAGAGAGACUCAAAGAAGAGAAACAACAAGAAAUGGUUGAUUCUCCAGUUAACAUGCCCCAGGGUCUGUUGACAUUCAGGGAUGUGACUGUGGACAUCUCCCUGGAGGAGUGGAAAUGCCUGAACUCUGCUCAGAGGGCUUUGUACAUUGAUGUGAUGUUGGAGAAUUACAGCAACCUUGUAUCUGUGGAGAACUAUUGCAUUUGUGAUCCUGUCCAUCACCAUGUGAAGAAUGAAAAGCAGUCUUGUCAGUGUAAUGACCUUGGCCAGAAGAGGGCACCAGACCCCAUUACAGAUGGUUGUGAGCCACCAUGUGGUUGCUGGGAAUUGAACUCAGGACCUUUGGAAGAACAGUCAAUGCUCUUAACCUCUGAGCCAUUUCUCCAGCCCCCUCCACAUGUGUAUUCUAUAAAACAAGUGAAACUACAGAAAAGUCUAGUAACUACAGAUGCAGUAAUCACAGAGAUGACUCCAUUGACUCAUCCAACCCAGAAAGACAUGAAAGCAUGCACACUGGAGAAGAACCUUGCAAAUCUAAAUACUUUGAGAAAUCUUUAA
This is a messenger RNA of Chionomys nivalis (European snow vole), 660 nucleotides long. Its product is annotated as zinc finger protein 793-like. Bases 1 to 660 code for a protein of 219 amino acids. NCBI's taxonomy places the organism in Eukaryota, Metazoa, Chordata, Mammalia, Rodentia, Cricetidae. Gene Ontology annotation, biological process: regulation of DNA-templated transcription. The record is from RefSeq and is a predicted model, not a curated record. The transcript has 5 exons.